Messenger RNA from Mytilinidion resinicola, 1072 nucleotides. RefSeq lists its product as uncharacterized. The record is from RefSeq and is a predicted model, not a curated record. NCBI's taxonomy places the organism in Eukaryota, Fungi, Ascomycota, Dothideomycetes, Mytilinidiales, Mytilinidiaceae. The transcript is spliced from 2 exons. Bases 175 to 696 code for a protein of 173 amino acids.
CACCUAAUAUACAAAUACCCUCAGGUCUCCACAGCAACUUCCCACUAUAACCCCAAGACCUCAUCAUCGCAACUUCCCUCGACAUCCAGGUUACUGUCCCCUCUCCCCUUCAAAACAAUCCAAACUCGUUCCUCUCCAACCACUUCUCAUCAACCCAAGACCCUCUAUCUCAUCAUGUCCCUCCUCCCCGCCCCCCGCCGCAUCGUCACCGGCCACAACGGCCGCGGCCGCGCCAUCGUCGUCGCCGACAGCCCUGUCCCGUGCGAGCCCACGCCGCUAAAAUGCAACUUCGCCGUGCUCUACGAAACGCACCAGUUCCCCGCGUCGCUCGACGAGUGGGAGGACCCAAUCACGACGCGGACAAAAAGCCUAGCGAACGACAAGGGCGUCGUGUUGAGAGUCGUGGAUUUCCCGGCCAAUACGAAGACGAUCUACCAUCGGACUGAGUCGCUUGAUUUCGGGAUCUUGCAUGAGGGCGAGAUUACGUGCCAUCUCGAUGACGGUGUGCGUAUUGAUAUGAAGGCGGGAGAUGUCUGUGUGCAGAGAGGCACGAUUCACGGAUGGACGAAUUACUCGGAUAAGCCGGCGAGGGUUUACUUCAUCUUGACGGCGGCGACGCCGGUGAAGAUUGAUGGGAAGGAGUUGAGGGAUGAGGGUUUUGUGAGGGAGGAGGUGGAGUCGGGAGGAGCGCAGUAGGCUGGGUGAGUGUGCAGGGGUGGAUGGAGAGGGUAGGAUUUGGGGGAUGGUGGAAAAUGGGUGUCGUGUAAGGUUUUUCGGGAGGCUAUCUAGAUCGAUUAAACGAUUGCAUCCGAUUUCAAGAUCUUAGAGUAUGCUAAAUGACUUCCCACACCGCCUUGAAUAUAAGGGGAAAAAAAGAGGUGAAGGGUAUUGUUUAAUCUGGGAGCAGAUGCAAUGGCUGAGGGGUGGGAGUUGAGCGGGAGCUAGAUAAGAUUUUUCGUGGAGUUGACAAUCUUAGAAGUCCUUCAAGAUACCAAGGGACUUCAUCCCUGAAUGUGAAGUUUCAGAUAGUCAUAUUAGUAGCAGGGAUUUCACUCACAAAGACAAUUUAUGA